Messenger RNA from Folsomia candida, 4177 nucleotides. Its product is annotated as cell adhesion molecule 2. The record is from RefSeq and is a predicted model, not a curated record. The transcript is spliced from 11 exons. Bases 858 to 1787 code for a protein of 309 amino acids. Lineage: Eukaryota; Metazoa; Arthropoda; Collembola; Entomobryomorpha; Isotomidae.
CUUCUUCAGUUCGUGCCACUCUUCUGAAGCGGAAGGUGUUCUCUCGCUCCACUCUCGACCAGCGUCUCUCUCCUUGCGUCGUUCCUUUCGUUGGGGUUGUUGGUGAGACUGACUCAUCACCACGGACUUCCUCUCAUCGCUUUUGAAACAAGCUUCGGAUUCAAAUAUUUCUACACUGAACACGAAUUUGAAACAGAGUGAACAGUGUCCGAUCUCAACAUAUUUAUUGUUGACGACGAGAAAAAACAGGAGAAUAGUAAGGGGUGCAUAUUUAUAUAGUGAAGUUGACAUGCAGACAUUAAGACCACGCGGUCAUGUGUGUGACACAUAGGCAGCGUCCUUUGAUGAAUUCCUUGUUUAAGAAACUGGACAGAAUUUAAGGGGAAGGUGACAGUUUUAUUGUUAUUGGGAAAGUAAUGUUCCCACUAUGCCCCAAUAUCGGGCAAAUGUGACAUAGUUGAGACACUGUUGAUCAUCACACAGGACAGGAUAGGGAUCCAUUUUAUUGUGGAGAGACAAAGUACCGCCGCGGAUGCAGCUGUUAUAAGAACUUCGCGGAGAAUUAGUUGCACCAUCGGUUUCGUGUCAUAUCGUUGCCAGAGUCAAAGUCAUAAUUCUACAGGGACGAGAACAAUCUUUUCUGGGAAUGGUGGUGGUGGCGUUCUUGUUCGUUAUUUGGUGUGACUUGACGUCCUCCUCAGAGAGAAAGUAUAAGUGAUGUGGAUCUGGCUUUAUUGAUAAGGACGCUCGCACAUUACGCUGGACUUUAGCGGCGCUUCUUCACUCUACUUCAUCUUCUUCCUCGUGGAAUCACGACUGCUUUUUCUGCUGCGAGGAGUGGAGGCGAGGCAAGAAGAAUGAUUCCCUCGUGGACAUUAGCCCUGUACAUUUUGGCCGCACUGUGGCGAGGUGUGUCAAUGCUGCGACUCGCCGACUUGAAAAUCCCCUCUCACACCAUCCGCGGCCAACCCGUUCGACUCGAGUGCCACUACGACCUGGAAGGCGAGGCGUUGUACUCCGUCAAGUGGUAUAAGGAUCAGCACGAGUUUUUUCGCUUCAUCGUGGCAGACAAUCCGCCGGCCCAAGUUGUGAAUCUCACUGGAGUCAACGUUGACCUCCCCAACUCCUCCGACAACACGGUGACACUCAAGAGCGUGGACCUCACCGGUUCUGGCGUCUACCGCUGCGAAGUCUCUGGCGAAGCACCCACAUUCCAGACGGUGGGGGAAAGUGCGCAAAUGAUCGUUGUGGAUUUACCCGACUCGGGCGGACCACAAAUUGAAGGGACUCGACCGCGUUAUGGGAUUGGAGACACCGUCAGAAUCAAUUGCACGUCAUCCAGAUCAAGGCCUGCAGCCAAGUUGGCCUGGUUCAUUAAUGCCGACCCGGUAUCUCAGAUGCUCGCGGAGGAAGCUCUUCUUCGACACUUCCCUGUCAUCAUUGACGACGAUGGACUCGAGACGUCCAUCCUGGGAUUAGAAUUUAAGGUGCGGCACAAGCACUUCAAGAAGGGUGACCUCAAGAUGAAAUGUUUGGCCACGAUUGCGAACCUGUACUGGCGAAGCAACGAGGAGAGCGUGGAAGGGGACCGACCCCAGAAAGCCCCCGUUCUCGAGAGCAGAGAAACCUUUUCACCUGGAAAGAGAGAAGCGUCAAGCAGCGUUGGACGGACGGGCCAGCACCCCAGCAACCCCACAACCCUGGCUUCCCUGCACCACCUCACAGUCACCAUUACAACCCUGUGUAGUUUAAUAGUCAGCUCUGCAUUCGCCUCUGAUCUAAGAUAAGCUUCGGAGGCAGCGCUAAACCACAACCUGUCAAAGAUAAUUAUCCGUUUAUCAUCUCGUCGCCGCCGGAAUAUAUUUAUGCAAUUUCUACAUAGUUCUAGGAAACAUUUUACCAGGAUAAAAAAAACACAAAAGAGUUGCAGCAGUUGCACAUUCAAUUGGACUGUGUCUAAAGUGUAUAAAGGAUAUACAAAUUUUAAGUAGAAUAAGUUUCUCAGAGUUUACAAAUGAACCCGUGCUCAUGAAAUCAUGCAACAACAACUAACAACAAACUCUGCUGUGACGCCAUGCAUACGACGACGACGAAUAUGUACGUACUGCAUGCCAUCAUCAUCAUCCGGGUGGUGGGUGGAUGAGUCGGUUUGCUACCCCGAUUAGUCGUCGUUGUUGUUUUUUUUACCCCGAAUGGCAGGUCACACAUUCAUUACAUUGCAUAAUGGGAUGGUCUGAUCUACGUCAUUAUUAUUAUGAUUACAAACCAUUUGGCCAUGCGAAGUGGGCAUUAGCCGAGAAAAAGAAAAGCAUAAAACUCAAUUUCACAUCCCACUUCUUGCUGCAUACAUACACUCCACUGCUUCGGUUAUCACGGUCCAGCCGCAUAACUGUAUCCAGCAGGAGUGGAUGGUGAUACAAGCCUGAUUCCCCUUCAUAAAAAAUGUUUACGUAGGCAAACACAGCGAAAGAGAGAGAGAGCGAGCGAGGAAAAAACCUUUUAGAUUUCCAAUGAAAUUAAGCCAAUGUAAUGUGAGGGGGAUAAUAAAAGUAUUGCUAUUAUUAUUAGGGCGAGGGUGACCUAUAGCCUAUGAAGUCAUAUGUAUUUACGUGUAGCUAUAUGGCUCCUGGUCAGCUCGACUUGUUAGUCGCCUAUAAAUCAGGAGCGACAUAAAAGUGGGGACGACGCUGUGUAAUUAUCAAGUAACAUAAACCAGGAACCAAAUCCAACAUUAAUUACUGCCCAUUAAAAGAGCUGUUUAUGGCUGAAACAUGAAUCGGGUUUAUUAUGCACAAGUACCAGAAGUCCCACACUCCUCCCUAAAUGUUGGACGGUUGAGGUUUUGUUGGUGGUGUGUUUACUGUCGAAUGGGAGUUUUGAACAGCUAUCAAAAUCAAAACGUAAUAGCUGGACCCAGGACGACUGCCACCACCACCACGUGCACUCACAGGCCAAAUGUGGAGCAUUACUUUUUACUCAAAGUAUUUAACUUGCUCUCCAACACUUGCUCCUCUGUGCUGUGUCCCUUUCUGCUAUGUGAUCCGAAUUAUGAGGCGGAAUGUUGGUCUGGUGGUCGGGGAAUAAAAUAAAUGCAAAUGAGGCGAAAUUGGAACAAACACUCUUUGAGACAUUUGUUGUAAGUGGUUGUUGUACUUUUGUUGCUUUCCUUACUUAACACGCCAGGUCCCAUAUCUCCCAAACGUGUGUAACAACCCAAAUAAAUGUCGUGUUUCCUUUGUUCCGUUCCGAGUUAGAGCAACAUGUUCCUCUUGCUAAGCUCGGUCCCGUUCUUGUCCGGGUUGAUAAGUGGUUAAGGAUAAUAAAUGUUUCUUAAUUACUAUAUCCACCUGCACAUAUUGAGCACCCACCUUUCUUUACUUUCCCUCACUCUCUCUCCUCCCCUGCCAACCUACACCGCACCGCACACACCACUUGACACACUAAUCUCCCCCAAUCUCCUCCCCCAUCCGAAUCUAGUUGCCCCCAUCCCCCCCAUUCCCCAUUCUCCGUUACUCCGUAUUCCUCAGGCACACCCACGUUACACAAUUUGCAACUUUUUCAUACAUGUGCGUCAAGUGAGAUUUGCAAUUCCAGUCAGUCAGUUAAUUAUUCCUAAGCUACUAACACAUGUAUAAGUACGUACGUACAUAUGUAAGUAAGUAUAAUAUAAUGUAAGGUGUGUACGUUUCCUGUAUAACGUAGUAGGGUUGGCUGCUGUAUGCAUAAACUAAUUAAGCACGAGUUAAAGUAAUUAUAAAUUAAUUGGUGUAAAAGGAAUUCAGUGCAAAUAUGUGUAGCACAUGGAGGCGCAAAUCAGCAUGCAUGCACUUAUCCUAAUUAAUUGGGUGGUGGUGGUGGUGCUUGGUAUUCAUAAUUACUUGUUAUACUCGUCUAAAUAAUAAAUGUGUACAGAAAAGUCAUCCCCUUCUCCGAGCAACAAAUAAAUACCCACAACACACCCACCCAGCCAACCAACCACCCAAAAAGAGCUAAAUACUAUUUAUAAUAAUAAUCAUACCAAUAAAUGUUACAUCGUUGUUACUCUAAUUAAUUCUAACUGCAUAUUUAAUGCGAUGCGAUGAUGAUUAAGUGAUUAUUGAGUACGACACCGUGUGCACUCCUGCUGCCGGGAGAGAGAGAGGACGAAGAAAUAAAUAAAGCGUGCGAGUAAAAUGAA